AUGGCAGAAAGAGAAAAACAAGACAAGGGUAAAGGACUGAGGAGCAGAGAGAAAAAGAAAGAGGGAUGGAGAGCAGGGCAGAGAAACGGCAAAAGAAAAUCAGUAGUGGAGAGCCGGGCAGAGGACAGUAAGACAAUGGAGAAGACCGAGGAGCUGAGAGAGAAAGCAAGGUCGAAAGAAAAGACAAGCAAAAAUAAGAGACAGGGAACAGGGCAGAAACGGAGGGGAGAAAAAAAAAAGACAGGAGGCAGAACAAAGGGAAAGAAAGACAAAGAAAGGGGGCAGGACAAACGGAUGAAAAAGUGA
Molecule: messenger RNA, 306 nt
Organism: Opisthocomus hoazin
Lineage: Eukaryota; Metazoa; Chordata; Aves; Opisthocomiformes; Opisthocomidae
Source: RefSeq, a predicted model, not a curated record